GUUGCGCCGAACGCUCCACAGCGACCAGAGAGUGCAGAGCGCCUGCCUCAAACGAGCAAGAAAUCAUUGUUUUAUUAAAGACUUCCUAGAUUGCCUAUUAAAGCAUGUAGACUGAUUUUCAUGCAAAGGGAGCGGGUCGGUUUUGCCGGGAAAAUCUAAAGGAUGUGACAUUUAUGCGUGCUCCGGAGAGCCUUGACUCAGUGCUUCUCUUCCGCUAUUCAACAACGACAACAUUCUGCAACACUAGGUAAUGUUAUCUUAGAGAUGGAAUCCAGCAAACAUCUGACUCCCAGCACAACACCGACUCCUACACAAACUCAGAGUAAGCCAAAAAAAAAAAAAAAAUGUAUCUACUGAAUCCCGUCUGGCUAAGCGGGAACUUGAUCGUGGUCGAGCGAAAACUAGAGUGAACAUCGGCAGGACUUUUGAUUCCUGGAGGGACCAUCGUUUGGUUUUGGGGAUCAAAACUGACCCUGAAUUGGUGUUCUUCUUAUUGGACAGGCACUUCAAAACGGGAUGCACUCAACUGUGCUCUGUAUAGCUGCACAAUAGGAAGGUUGUGGGACACUGGCAGAAAGUCUGCCCUUUCACUUCUUUGUAAGGAACCCAACACCUACCAAACACAAUGGAAGUGGAGGAUCUGUUAGCGGUCAAGUUCAAGACUCUGGUUGAAGGACUCAUGAUGAAGACAACCUCAGAGAUAGUUAAAAUGUUCAGCAAAGUGCUGCUGAACACCAGAGUGGAGAUCACCCGGAGCUGGAAGGAAAUCAGCUCGCUGAAGCAGCAGUUGGAGCAGUGUGAGCUGCAGAAGGCAGAGGCCAUCUUCAGGGCCCAGAGGUUGUCUGAAUUAAAAGGAGAAGAUUGCGAGGUGGAAGUAUCAAGUAUGGUUUCUCAGCUUGACACUUCCAACAUGGACACUGUCUGGCCAGAUGCCGAGGGGUCUGAAGAUGGAGCUGGGAAUGCCUCAGUGGGGAACAGAGGUGUCAGUCAGAAGAAUGCUAAAGCCAAUGGGCCAGAGAUGGCUCAGUCAAGUAAUAGAGGUGCAUCUGGCCGUGAGACCCAGAAAACCUCUGUAACUACUGCUGCAGUAGAAAACAGCCCAAAGCAAGUGCCAUCAAUGAAAGGGAGACGAGGUUCAAAGUUUCGCUUUCCAUCACAGCCCACGUCUAGAAUCACCGCCAAUGGACCAUCUACAAGUAUAGGCACAUUAACAAUUAACCCCAAAUCAGAGGAGAUUAAGACUGUGGUGAAAAAAAGAAAAUAUAACAAAAAGAAGCAUGUUAAUAGUACUUCUCACGCUCUUCGAGAUAGACAGCGGCUCAACGUACAGAGACGUUGCCUGUGUUGUUCAUCAGACGAGUGCUAUCUUCAGUCAAGCCCCUCCAGAGCACAUCACCCUAGUGUGUAUGUCUGUCGUAAAUGUGAAAAAAGGUUUAAAACACAUCUCCUGUUCAAGACUCACAAGUGCUCAAUGCCUCAGAGUUGUUACCGGUGUGGGCAGAUGUUCACUACUCUGCAGGGGCUGGCAGCACACAAUCGGGAAGUCAGCCCAUCGAGCAGAUCUCUGUUCAGGUGUAAUCAGUGCGAGCAAAUGUUUGUCACUCAGUGCGCUUGGAGCUUGCACAAAAGAAUCCACACCAGUGGCAUGCCUGCACAGUAUGUUCAUUCCCAAACCUUUAGUGUGCCCAAGGAAUUUAAGUUAGAGGUUUGUCUUGAGAGAAUUUCUGACUCUCAGAUCAAAGCGGCCUUAUCCACCAAAAAAUAUUCCUGGAUAGAAAACCCAACCAGUCAUACAUCUUCAAAAAAGACACUUUUGAGUGAACCGCAAAAUUUGACUGCGACCAGUUACAGUGAAGAAUCUACAUCGGUGAACAUGCUUGAGACCAACAAGACACAAGUAUCACCCCCCAGUGUGGCCCAAACUGUGGCAGAAAGCCUGAACUCAAGAUCAGGAACUUUUUCAGAUUCCAGUGUUGAACAGUCAAAUGUCAGGAAAGUAUAUGCAGUAAUGGCAAGUUCCUCUUGCCAAAUUCAGUUUAAUGAAGAUGCAAAUGGCUUGAUGUCACCAAUUGUACAUGGAUCUGAUAAAGUAACAGAUGAUGGAAAACAUUCCAGUGAAAGUGAUGAGUCAGGGCUCUGUUCUCCUUCAAGAAAACGCAAAAUGGCUGAUUGUUCUCAUGAUGCAUAUGAUGGUAUAUUUCCUGUUGAAAAAAUUCUGAGAUGGAGAAACAAUAAGGGAAGAAAUGAAGUUCGAGUCAAGUGGAUGCCAUGCUCGUUGUGUGGGGCAAAAUUUCAGAACACAUGGGAGCCAGCAGAGAGCUUUCCAGGUUAUUUGGAUGACAAGAAUGAAGAGCCAUAGACAUAUGAAAAUGAACAAAUGAUAUAUAAUGUUGACAGUGUUUUUAUGAAUUCCUGUGUUUACACUAUAAGAAUGUAUUCUUUGCAUUGCAGUUAAUUUAACAUGUUCUCACCGAACAAGUAAUUUCUGCCACAGUAUAUUUUGUUACAACAGGUUCCGUUGUUGUACCAUUCCUGGCCAAUGACAGCUGUGUUUAGUUAAAUAGGUGGUGUUUAAUAUAAGACAUGAUCUCAAGUGCCUGAGAUUGAAAGCUUGUUUUAUAGCUUGUCAUAUUAUGGCCAUCCAACAAUUUAGUUCAUGAAUUUAGAUGUAUUUGACUGUGUUCUCUUAAUAUUCAUCUCUCUGUAAUCCCUUUUUGUAAUUGUAGCUUUCAAAUAGUAUUUUAAAUGUUGCGCAGUGUUUUAGAUGUUUAUGCUAAACCUUAUUUUGAUGGAUUUUUUAACUCUACCAAGCAAUUUGAUUUGUGGGUUAAUUUACUACACUACCAAUAAUAGUUAUAAGCUCAACCCAGUUAAUGACAGUGGCCUGCUCUCAACUUGUAUAUUAGUCUACUUACAGCUGAUGUGAAGCAUGAUAUUAUUGCAUUUGUUGCAGGCUGGUGAAAUAAUAAAGAGGUACAUGUAUUGAAAUACCCACAAACCUGAAUAAAUAAUUUUCAAACCUGCAAUGCUCUGAAAUUUCAAUCUCACUGAAAAUCUCACAUCAUGAAGACUCUGGAGUGGCUGUUCUUAGCACAUCUGAGACCCCUUGUUGGUUCAUCACUGGAGGCCCCUUCAGCUUGCCUACCAUAU
Molecule: messenger RNA, 3150 nt
Organism: Myxocyprinus asiaticus (Chinese sucker)
Lineage: Eukaryota; Metazoa; Chordata; Actinopteri; Cypriniformes; Catostomidae
Exons: 8
Coding region: 626-2359 (577 amino acids)
Source: RefSeq, a predicted model, not a curated record